Messenger RNA from Dermacentor albipictus, 1361 nucleotides. RefSeq lists its product as uncharacterized. The record is from RefSeq and is a predicted model, not a curated record. Lineage: Eukaryota; Metazoa; Arthropoda; Arachnida; Ixodida; Ixodidae.
UUCGCAUUCCAUUAGCGUCUUCAUAGUGGAGCACAGCACGCAGUGCAAGUGGUGCCGUGUCUAGUGUCUUGACUUCUGCGUCGGGUUUUGGUAACGCCCCACGCCGUCUGCCAUCCGUCGAAGCUCUGCUACGCAUUCAAAGUCUGGCCUUUCUCUUGCUAAGGAUUCCAUGGCCGAGGUCAACAUCACCUCUGGUAUGCUCGCGGCUCACCUCCUGCGCGGACGUGGUGCCAGACGGUCUGGCGGCGGCAACGAUCAACGGUCCCGGGGCCAAGACCCCGAGGACGAGAGGGGGAUACCCAUGGCGUCAAGAGGGUACGUGCCACCGCCAGGUACACCACCGCCCCCAUACCAUGAGGUGUUGCUCGCCGUCCCCACUGAGGAGCCUUUCAGCGAUGAUGAAUUGGCCCUAGCUGCAAGACACAUCCUCGGGUACAUCCGCCAGUUGCAGCAGAAGCAGUUCCCCGAGCGUGAAGGACGAUGGAUUGAUGACGCAGACGAACAGGCGGCCCGGAGGCACUAUGGCUGGGACAGAUGGUUUCGGCGGAGCUUCAUGCAGUGGAAGCAGCACUACGUCCUACUUGCGCCAACGAAGGAUUUGCCCUACGAGAAGCGCGCCUGAAUUCUACGAGACUGGUUGCUGGACCAUGUGCGUGUUAACACACGUACUGUACUCGGGAAGGGCAUGACAACCUGCUUAGGGCAUUACAGACAGACGUGUUUUCGCCGAACGAUGUCGUAAUAUCCCACUGGUAUCAAAGGUGAAAAUGAAGGAAGGAAAUAUAGUGCGCCUUGUGUGCUUAAUUACUUGACAUUGCUGUGAGCGAUUGAGGCGGCCUGUACGCGAGAGUUCAAGGGUUCCAAACUUGCCCAUUAAUGAUUGACACCAGCUUCAUGCAUAAUGAAGACCUACGCACGACUUCGAGUUGCUUUGCUCCUGUCUUCCCUUCGUUCCGGCGUAAUGGCAUGUCCCUUUACGAUGAGGGUGAUGCUUCUCUCCACACAAAUGGAGAAACUGUGUUAGCUUCCACUGCGUCGCCAUUCGAGCAGUGAACUUGUUUCAACUGAAAUCGUCAAAAGAAAGUAUUACCUCCAUUGUUUAUUUUAAUGGGUCGCGGUAAAAAUGUCGUCCAACGUAAGUGUAUUUGUUCAAUAGUAUUUUAAAAGGUGUCUGAGAUUGCACCACCCCAAUGCUAAGUGUUUUCUAUUUAGUAGCAGCGGCUCUUGCAUGUUUUGAAGAACUGAUUACGUUACGUAUACGCAUGUUAUAGAACCGCUGAUAUGUAUUUUAUGUUCUCACGUGUGUUUUAAACGUGUCUGUGGACGCUGCACAAGAUUGAAAUAAAUUGUGCGAAUAUUUC